Messenger RNA from Colletotrichum godetiae, 2413 nucleotides. RefSeq lists its product as uncharacterized. The record is from RefSeq and is a predicted model, not a curated record. The transcript has 5 exons. NCBI's taxonomy places the organism in Eukaryota, Fungi, Ascomycota, Sordariomycetes, Glomerellales, Glomerellaceae. The coding region runs from base 323 to 2317 and encodes 664 amino acids.
GUUCAGAUACUUUAAGAAGCAGGAGCGUUAUCAAAUCGGGCGACAACCCCGCAGAGUACGUAGCUUGUCGGUUCAACCAUCAUUGAGGGUCGAGCCUGCCCGAGGUCGACCGGAACAGGUAUCUCAUCUUCUUGAGUUUCCAAGUGAUUCGAACUUUUAGACAACUCUUGAGCGAUCCAGCUUGGUGAAGGUGAAGAAAUCGUAACACCGUCUCAUUUACUUCAGCACUGCGACCACGGCAGCAUUGCUUGGCCUCUUUCGGCUUUCGUUCGACGUCCGUGAUUCUCACAUGCCCCCUUAGACUCCCAACACGGCUUCGACAAUGGAUCCAGUCAAAAAGUUUCCUGGAAUCCUGCAUCGUCGUCGACCUUCACAGCGAUCGAAAACCAGGAAUAGGUCAACAAGUCCGAACACGUUCAAAAGAUUCUUCCAGGAACGCUUUGGCAGCGUUCGACCAUUACAGUACGAAGAGAACACAGAGACUUUUCAUUCUCAAAGCAACUUGGGAAAAGAGGACCUAGCGAAGAUUAUCGCCUCUCAUGAUGAAGAUUUGCCAGCCAGCGAUAGGGUCGAGAACAUUUCCUGGAACAAGGUCUUUGAGCAAAUGGCUGCUGCUAAGCAACAGCAUGAUGAGAAAACAGGAAUUAGCUCAAAGAUAGCUGCCAGUGCCGAUAUAGUGACCGGAAUUACCAGUGCCUUGCCGGACGAGUACGGCAUUUGGAUUCUGAAAGGCGGUCUUGCUCUCAUUUUCGAGGCAACAAAGGCACACGAAGACAACAGAAGCCGGAUACUUGCGACAUUCGAAACCAUCCCCGAAAGCAUCUUGACAAUCAACAUGGCCUUCGAUCUCCUCAAGCCGGCUUCCGUGGACAAAAAUCUCUGUACCGAAGUAAUCAGCAUGCUUCUUGAAGAUCUUCCCGUUCUUAUCAAAAUCCUCUUAGGCAAUGAGCCAUGGUACCGCAAAGUGGUUGCACAACUUCUACUCAGAAUUCCUGAGACUUCCACGGUUGACCAAAUCCUCACACGGUGGAAUCAGGAAGUUGGGCGUCUGGAGGAGCACGUGAAGCGGAUGAAACUAGCCAUGCUUUCUCAAUUUCCUCAGGAUCUGAAAAAUAUAAGUGAACGAUCUAAGGCUACAGAGCUAGGAAUUCGCAUGCUUUUUGAAGAGAGCAAAGCUAUGCAAGGCAUCAUCUUACAGAGUAUCCAAAACGAGAAUGCUCUCUUACUUGAGGUGGCUUAUACGAACGAGAUCGCUGCGGAUUUGGCUUCGACAGCAAAGGAACACUUGGAGGAUUUGAUGAGGGGAAAAAAGGAGCAGACGGAGGCCUUCAGAAGGAAAGAGAGUCAGCUGGAGCAAAAAGAGAGUCAGCUAGAGCAAGAGCGGCAGUCUUUACAAAAUGAGCGGGCGAGUUUCUCUAAAGACAGAGAACAUUACCGGGCCAUGCAGGAAAAAAACGUCCAUCUCAGUGUUGAGAAUGCCACACUUCGCAGUCGCCUAUCCAACAACAGUCUUCGACGAGAACACACUCGUUCCUUUGGAUCGCUACAUCUACUGGCUGCUCUUAAAGUCGCCGCAGGCGGCUCAGCAGGCGAUAUAGGUUUUGUCAUGGAGGAGGCUGAAGUUCUUGAUCUAGAGGAGAAGGGGAGAGCACAAUGGCUGCUUGAGACCGAUGAGUUCCGCCAAUGGUUUCGCCAAGGUGGUUCAUCUUUACUGCUCGUGGAUGGCUGCUUUGACCAUUCGAUUGUGUCUCCACUUUCCGCCAUAUGCAGUGGGGUAAUCGCAGCUCUUCUCGAAGAUGAGGACUCAGCGGUGGUUUUCUUCUUCGCGGGGCUCCAUACUGACGUGGCGGCACCGGAAGGCAAGAACACAGGGCCAAGAGCUAUGAUGAGGAGCCUUAUAGCCCAGCUGCUGAAGAUCCAGAAGUUGCCUGCCCCAGACUUAGGAUUCCUAUCAGAGAGUAUGUUGGAGGCCUGCAGUCUGGGAGAUUGCUAUACUCUCUGCAAGAUCUUCGUUGAAAUUAUCAAGCAGGCUCCGCCUCAAAUGACUGUAUUCUGCAUCAUUGAUGGUAUCUCUUGGUAUGAGCAGGAUCCCUGGAAACAAGAUGUUUACCAGGUAGCGACGGCCUUCGAACAUUUAGCAAAACGGGAGGACCUGGGAGAGUCCGGGCCGUUGAAAGUUCUGCUGACUAGUCCUGCUCAGAGCAUGGAAAUUGGGAACCUAGCAAUGAGGCACGGCGAUGUAUGGAGCUUUAUCUCCUUGGAGGCUGGGGAUGUUCACCCUGAUCUCGGUUGGAUGGAUUCCAAUAUGCUAUCUUAGUUGAAUGUAGGAAUGGUGGAAGCGGGAGGAAGAUUCUUCCAAGAGGCACUGGUAUCAUAAUAUCUUAUCUAAAGUAUUGUCCGUCCAUGAAAUGAC